AUGGCCAAGCCCGCCUGGGAAUCGCAGAGCUGGCGAGGCCAGGCCGUGUUUCUCUCUGAGAUGCCAGUGCGAAUCGCCGCGAGCUGUUUCCAGGACUCCCUCCGCCGCCCUGGUCAGAUAAGGGCCUGGCGUUGGAAAGGACGCUGGGAAAUGCCACGCCCCUCGGCAGCCUCCUCCACCCUCCUCUGCACCCUGGGUCUUCCCAGCGACGCCCCCCAGGGUGCCCCGAAGGAGCGCGCAGAGGAAACUGGAAACCUGCCGGAGGCGUGGGGUGCUGCCCGCUGCUCCGGUAAAGUUUGUGUUUUUCUGUCUUUGUUCCUUUUUUCCCUUUCCUCCCCACCCCCACCUCCUCCAGCGGGCGGCUUAUCCCAGGGCUCGGCCUGUUUCCUGUCUGGCAGCCGGUGGGGCUCCGAGACCGAGCCUGUGGCGGCGGAGGCCGCGGCUGCAGUGACCCAGCGGCUCCCCGCGGCCCGGGCCGCGCACCUGCGAGCCAGGACCCUGCCUCGGGCCUGCGGGGGCGGCUGCCGGGUGUGCGCCGGACGGGGCCCGGCUGCCGCGGGGGGGGGAGGGGAUGCUCCGAGUCCGUGCACGGCGCGCAGGGAAGCACAGCCUCCUUGCAGCACGGCUAGCAGAGGCCGUGGCCGCUUACCGCACUGGCAGUCCGUCUCGGCUGCUGCGUCCGACCUAGGAGGCUGGUGUGAGUGUGCAGUGAACGAUUGCAUUAACACGUUAUUACAGCGAAGGACACGUGGCCAUUCGUCCCCCCAAGAAAACUCUCCUCGCUUCAAACACACUCAUCCCACCUCCUUGCCGCUUUCUGCGGCAGCUCUGGAGUCCUCUUUCCUGAGUGUCUUUAGUUGCGCUGCUGUGGCUGCCUCUCUGUCCUGGAUGGAUUCAAAACGUUUCUCUCUCGUGGUCAUUUGGACUGUGGGGAAAAGCUCGGAGUCACACGGUGCCGGACCCAGGGAAUGAGAUGGAAAACCCACUACACUGCAGGUCCUUGGAGAAGAA
Messenger RNA from Chinchilla lanigera (long-tailed chinchilla), 1011 nucleotides. RefSeq lists its product as uncharacterized. NCBI's taxonomy places the organism in Eukaryota, Metazoa, Chordata, Mammalia, Rodentia, Chinchillidae. The transcript has 4 exons. Bases 1 to 972 code for a protein of 323 amino acids. The record is from RefSeq and is a predicted model, not a curated record.